AUGGCUACAACUACACAACACAUGAAUCAAAUCUUCCUCGUACUCCUCCUAAUCUCCUUCGCAAUCUCUCCGGUGAUCUCGACCGUUCCAAAAGAAUGCGAGACUAAUCCAACAGACUCUUGCAUCGACAAAACCAAAGCCUUACCCCUCAAAAUCUUAGCGAUCGUUGCCAUCUUACUGACGAGCAUGAUAGGAGUCACGGCUCCUCUCUUUAGCCGAUAUGUCACUUUCUUGCAUCCAGAUGGUAAAAUCUUUAUGAUCAUCAAGUGUUUUGCGUCCGGGAUCAUCUUAGGAACUGGUUUCAUGCACGUUUUGCCUGAUUCUUUCGAGAUGUUGUCUUCUCCAUGUCUUGAAGACAACCCUUGGCACAAGUUUCCUUUCACAGGAUUUGUCGCUAUGUUGUCUGGUCUUGUAACUCUCGCUAUUGACUCUAUUGCUACAAGUCUCUACACCAAGAAAACUGUUGCUGACGACAGCGAAGACAGGACUACUCCGAUGAUAAUUCAAAUCGAUCACUUGCCUAUAACAACUAAAGAACGUAGCUCUACUUGCUCAAAACAACUUUUGCGGUAUCGAGUUAUCGCCAUGGUGUUGGAGCUUGGAAUUAUAGUUCACUCCGUAGUCAUUGGACUAUCCCUAGGUGCAACCAACGAUACAUGCACCAUUAAAGGUCUUAUUGCAGCUCUUUGCUUCCAUCAGAUGUUCGAAGGCAUGGGUCUCGGUGGCUGCAUCCUCCAGGCAGAGUAUACAAAUGUGAAGAAAUUUGUAAUGGCCUUCUUCUUUGCGGUUACAACACCUUUUGGAAUAGCUCUUGGUAUAGCCUUGUCGAGCGUUUACAAAGACAACAGUCCAACAGCAUUAGUCACGGUAGGACUACUCAAUGCAUGUUCUGCAGGAUUGCUCAUUUACAUGGCACUUGUAGAUCUUCUAGCCGCAGAGUUUAUGGGAUCUAUGCUCCAAGGAAGCGUCAAACUUCAGCUUAAUUGCUUCGUGGCGGCUUUGCUCGGUUGUGGUGGAAUGUCAGUCCUCGCCAAGUGGGCGUAAACACUUCAAAUUUUAACUUUCGAUUUUUAUGAAAAUGUAACUAUA
Capsella rubella is the source of this 1089-nucleotide messenger RNA. Its product is annotated as probable zinc transporter 8. The record is from RefSeq and is a predicted model, not a curated record. Gene Ontology annotation, molecular function: zinc ion transmembrane transporter activity. The transcript is spliced from 3 exons. Gene Ontology annotation, biological process: zinc ion transmembrane transport. Gene Ontology annotation, cellular component: plasma membrane. Bases 1 to 1044 code for a protein of 347 amino acids. Lineage: Eukaryota; Viridiplantae; Streptophyta; Magnoliopsida; Brassicales; Brassicaceae.